Molecule: messenger RNA, 1138 nt
Organism: Tachysurus fulvidraco (yellow catfish)
Lineage: Eukaryota; Metazoa; Chordata; Actinopteri; Siluriformes; Bagridae
Product: C-X-C motif chemokine 11-6
Exons: 8
Coding region: 82-711 (209 amino acids)
Biological process (GO): inflammatory response; chemokine-mediated signaling pathway; antimicrobial humoral immune response mediated by antimicrobial peptide
Cellular component (GO): extracellular region
Molecular function (GO): chemokine activity; CXCR chemokine receptor binding
Source: RefSeq, a predicted model, not a curated record
UCUAUCAUUCAUUCACAUCAUCAAGCAUCAAGAAGAAAAUCACUCACAGGAUCUUCAGAGCAUCAAGAGCAAGAGAAAAAAAUGAAGUCUGCUGUAGUUUUUGUUCUGUUUGCUGGUCUACUUAUUCUUCAUGUAGAAGGACAGGCCAGUCCCAGCGUAAGGAGAUGUUUGUGUCUGGGUCCUGUUGCUAACGCAGUUCGUCUACAACUUGUGGACAAGAUUGAAGUGUAUCCUGUUAGUGCAUCUUGUGAAAAUGUUGAAAUCAUUGUCACCCUGAAGAACGGAGCAGGGAAAAAGUGCUUGAAUCCCAAUUCUGGAUUUACUCAGAAAUACAUCAAGGCAGCUUUAAAAAAAAGGAGUGCAUCCAUCUUCAAAAUGAAAGCUGCAACUCUCACAGUGUUGUUCGUCAUCAUUUUUGCACUGACUGCGAUGCUUUGUGAAGGGCGGAUCGAAGGAAAAGCAGAGCGCUGUUCUUGCCAAAAGAAAGCACAGGAAAGGGUAAGACAUGCACUUGUGAAGAGUUUAGUGAUAUUCCCUCCAAGUGGCUCCUGUGCAAAGACUGAGAUCAUAUUAACUCUGAAGCAAGGAAUGAAGGUCUGCCUGAAUCCAGAAGGAAACCAAGGACAGAAAUUCUUAAGUGGAAAUAAGCAAAAGAAAAAGUCCAAGGGUCAACAUAACAACAAGCAGAACAAGGACAAGCCUCAAAACUGAAAUUUACAGCAGAAUACAACAAGCUAUGUUGACCGGAUUGCUCAACCUUUUACCUUAUGAAAUAUUCAUGUUCACUGCAUAUUAAUGAAGAAAAGUCAUUACUGUAUGUGUGUAUAUGUCUGUUUGCUCAAAUUUACUCUGAAAUCUAACCCAUGCUUUGUCUAGUAAAUAUUUAACAGGAAUGAAACAAUAUUUUUUAAAUUACUUCUAAUCAAAUUGCCUGAAGAAAGAUAACAUGCUAUUAAGGACUAAAUGUAUAAUGAUAUUAAUAUUACACAGACGAUGAUAUUGCAAAAUUAACAUUUAACAAUAAAUGUCAAUUAAAUUUCCUCUAUUUGGUGAACUGAUCGAAACCUGAAACCAAAUAAAUAAAUAAAUAGUAAAACCUUAAUACAAUCGGAAUACAUUAAAUUGUUUUCUUUAUUUA